Messenger RNA from Archocentrus centrarchus (flier cichlid), 3263 nucleotides. RefSeq names its product nuclear factor 7, brain-like. The transcript has a single exon. The coding region runs from base 121 to 1536 and encodes 471 amino acids. The record is from RefSeq and is a predicted model, not a curated record. Gene Ontology annotation, molecular function: zinc ion binding; protein binding. Lineage: Eukaryota; Metazoa; Chordata; Actinopteri; Cichliformes; Cichlidae.
ACUGAGCUGAGACGCCAUCACAGAGCGUCAGAUCUCUGCUGAAAAACACACAUUUGGAGGAUUUUAAUCAGACGGUUCAACAAACAGCAGUUUGGUGAGUUACAGAUACUCAAAGAUCAAAUGGAUGAGAAACUUCUUGAAAGUUACCUGAGCUGCCACGUGUGCUCAGAGACUUUCAGAGAUCCUGUGUCUCUGAGCUGCAGCCACAGCUUCUGUUCAAGCUGCCUGCAGAAAUUCUGGGAACAAGCUAAAAACAAAAACUGUCCCAUUUGUAAAAGAAGAUCCUCUAAAGAUCCUCCAGGUGUGAACUUUGCUCUGAAAGAACUUGCUGAAUCAUUUGCUGGCAGACAGAAAGCUGGAUCAUCUGAGACAGAAAAGGGAGAGAAGAAAUUAAUGUCAGUGUGCAGUAAACACCAAGAAGAGCCUAAACUGUUCUGUGUGGAUGAAGAUAGAGCUGUGUGCACCGUCUGUGAUUUUCCUCACCAACAUGGUCACAAAGUGGUUCCUGUAGAAGAAGCAGUCAGUGACCUGAAGGAGCAGCUGAAAUCUGCCUUAAAGUCUCUGCAGGACAAGAGGAACAAAUACAAACAAGUGGAGGAAACCUACAAUGAAGUGAUUGAACACUCCAAGAAGCAGCUGUUGUCCACAGAGAGGCAGAUCAGAGCAGAGUUCAACAAGCUCCACCAGUUCCUGAGAGAGGAAGAGGAGUCCAGACUGGCAGCUCUGAGGGAGGAAGAGGAGCAGAAGGGGAGGACUAUGAGCAGAGAGAUGAAGAUGAUUGAGGAGCAGAUCUCCUCUCUGUCAGACAGCAUCUCUGCUGUUGAAGAAGAGCUGCAGAAACACAGCGUGCCAUUCCUCAGCAGUUAUAAAGCCACUCAGAGCAGAGCCAGAGCCCAGAGCUCACUGUCAGAUCCACAGCUGCUCUCAGGAGCACUGAUAGAUGUGGCCAAACACCUGGGAAACCUGUCCUUCAGAGUGUGGGAGAAGAUCAAGGAGAAGCUCCACUUCUGUCCUGUCAUUCUGGACCCAAACACUGCAAACCACUGGCUCUGUCUGUCUGAUGAUCUGACCAGUGUGAGAUGUGGAGACACAAAGCAGCAGCUUCCUGACAAUCCAGAGAGAAACACUUAUUAUGCUGAUGUUUUUGGCUCUGAGGGCUUCAGCUCAGGGAAACACAGCUGGGAGGUGGAGGUGGGAGACCAUCCUGACUGGAAUGUGGGUUUAGUUAAAGAGUCAGUCGACAGGAAGGGAAAGCUUUUCAUCACACCAGAAUAUGGAAUCUGGGCUUUGCUGCAUCGCAGUGGAAAAUACACUAAUGGUGUUGGUCAGACUGUGACAGUGAAGAAGAGUCUCCAGAGGAUCAGAGUCCAGCUGGACUAUGACAGGGGGGAGGUGUCCUUCUACAACCCUGAAGACAUGACUCACAUCUGCACUCACAGACACACUUUCACUGAGAAACUCUUCCCAUAUUUCAGUGUUGGAAAAUCAGGAGACGCCAAAACCUGUGAUAUCCAAAUGUGUCAGAUUUCACAGUAAAGUGAUUCUUUUUUAACGUCUGUGUGGUGAUUUUUUUAUGUGUGUUGUUUUUUUCUUUAGGCUUAAAGAAUCCGAUUUUAGCACCAAUGACAUGAUGGGACACAUCUUUCUGUUUUAUAUAAUGUUCAGGAUAUUCCCAAAGCACACAACGAGACUUUUUGGAUCACAUGUAGAUUUUCUUUCUUUUUCAGCUGCCAAACAAAACUGUUUUCAUUUGUUACUUUCUGAUGUUUUCACUUGAAAGCAUUGAAGUCAUUUUUAUUGAUCUUUUUGAAGCAGAUUAUUGAUGCUGAUAUAAUCAUUGAGCUGCUGUUUGUUUCCCAUGUGUGUCAGUACAGAUUACUGUUCACUGUCUGACACAGAAUUACAUUUAUUCAGUGAUAUUCAGGAAAUGUCUUCAAUUGUGUUUGUCAUUGUUCCAAAUUGAUCUUUGUCCUGAAUGUUGAGUCUAAAUCACAGUGACUAAAAACUAGAGAGAAAACUGCAGAUUCUUGAUUCCAGCUGCAACUAAAGACUAUUUAACAAAAUCAUCUGUUGAUGUUUUAGUCAAUGAAACAGCAGAAAAUGAGUGAUAAAGACACCAAAGGCUCACAUAUGAGUCCAUGUUCUGUAUGUCUAUGAACACAAACACUGAUUUGAUCCUUCUUGAACAUUGAUGCUGUUAAAGUUGCUGUUUGUUCCAGUGUGUUUAUGUCAGCUUCAGCUCACAAAGAUUUAUUGUCUCUAUCAGACGUUUUGUUCAUGCUUUCUUUUCCUGUUCUUAUCCGGGGGUUACAGCAAACAUUUGCUCUGUCAUUGAUUAUUAUUUUGCUCCACAGCAGCAGCAGAGCUGCUUUGUUGUAAAGGCUCAUAGAAAUUAUUGAUCCAACUGUCUGAAUUCAAUCUGGCCUUUGAUUUUGUUGUGUUGCGUUCAUGGAACUCACAGCAGUUACACAAAAACCAAAGGACCUGUUUCCAUAUCACAAUAUUUGAGCCACUGAGGGUUAUUAGUUUUCUUUAAAGAAGGUUUUGCUUUGUUUGUUUUUGCCUUUUAAAUGUUUACAAACAGAUGAUAAAGUUUUUUCUUCCCUGCUAAUCUCCAUCCACACUCCAGUCCAGUAGGUGGCAGUAAUGCACCUGUAAGUUGGCUCCAUUAAAUCCAUAAAGAACACAAAGGCAGCCAACAGGAUAAAGUUUCUAUAAGGAAGUUUUUGGGUUUCAUGUUCUUGUUUCUUUUAAAUGAUUUUCAGAAUAUUUGUCAUGCUUUUUAUUUGAAGCAGCUCAAUUUUAAAUCUUCAGUUUUAUUCAUCAAAUGUGACCUGAGCUCUGAUGAGCUGCAUAUUAGAGCAGACUUAUACACUCACACGGCUCUGCUCCUCAGUGUGUAACACUAACAGGCAGAAAUCACAUGUAACUAUGGAUAAACUUUACAUUCUCACACAGAACCCUUAUGUUUAUGCACUAACUUAUAUUUCUUAAAGUUUAAAAUAAAUGUCUACAUGAAUGUUUCAUCAAAGUGUGUGUGGUGCAGUUUGAAGACCAAACAGAAUAACAGUGUAUGAACACAGACCUGAAGGAGAGGUGAAAGAACAAACCUGCUCUGAGUCAGAGGAACCUGCCAACAUCCUUUCACAAAGUCAAACUUGCUCACAAACUUUGCAGCACCCACAAUAUCUAUCACUCCUAUAUUGUGUAAUAUCUAAUAUUCAUGCACCAAGUGCAACACUCACCAUCUGCAUUAUUAUAUG